GUGAUAAUAGUGACCAAAAGAGUAGGUUUCGGAUGUCCAAGAGGGCACCGUAAGGCUGGUAUGAAAGGACCUUGUCCAAUGCUAUAAUGCUACUCCCUGCUCUGGUACGUCCAGUUUUUCCUCGCUUUCUCAUGUUUUCGUUGCGAUACUCAUGAGCGGUGAAUCUAUUCCGUCUUUUUGUGAUUUCCUGUCUGAUGUUCGCAUUCAUUAUCUCCUGGCACGAGAACCCUCCUCCUCCUCUCCGAUGCUUCCCAUUGGUAACAUAACGCAGUGAUCAGGGGAUAAUAUAAUUCAUGUUACGCCACAGCCCUUGCUCUUCACAUUUUCAGUUCCACGGGAAUGAGCUCCGUAGAACGGUAUGCAGUGUUUUCUUAAGUAGUUAAUUUGGUCUUUGACACGCAUAUUGUUGAUUUCUUAGACGGCCGGGCAACCAUUUCAGGGAUUCUGUGCUGACACUGGGGAAAUAGACAGCUUCGAAUGAUGGGUCCGAUACGGCGGAACAAUGCAAACACAUUGGAUAACUUCUUCUCCACAGAGGCAGCGAAAGCGAGUAGGGUCCCGCAUCAAGGUCUCACGGCACACGAGCACGAUGAUGACCAAACAGGCAUCUUCAUUGAACAAGUGUCGUAUUACUUUCUGACGCUCGCUGAACCCGUUGGUCGCAUUGCUUCGAUGUCAGUGACGCCCAAGGCCUCGCACAAGUCGACAUAAUAUACGCGCAUAAAGACACAAGUCCUGAUAUUUUCAACGUAUCCGCCGAUUCAGGUGCUCAAGGCAUGCUCUGGGGCGGUGCAGGCGGCAUUGAUCGGCGAGGCAGUAUACAUUGCGAUAGGCAUACCUUUCGAGUGAUCCUCCUUCUGGCGGAUUUCUGCCCAACAAGAAUGGUAGUUGGGCGAUAGUUUACAAUCCCCAGAAGUCGAGGAUACUCGUACAAGUUGCGAUUACUAAGGGCGACGUUGAGAAUGAUACCCGGAGGGAUGAGAUACGGAAUGCCUUCGCAAGGAGCUAUCCGAUGCCAUAGGAUGCCGGCAAUGAGAUGUUGGGUUUCGUUAAGCCUUGUGUAUAUGGUAGCAUAGAGCAAGGAGAUA
Molecule: messenger RNA, 1088 nt
Organism: Westerdykella ornata
Lineage: Eukaryota; Fungi; Ascomycota; Dothideomycetes; Pleosporales; Sporormiaceae
Exons: 1
Coding region: 478-711 (77 amino acids)
Source: RefSeq, a predicted model, not a curated record